AUGCCUUCUACUCAUAGGGGUGUCUUCUCUCUAAUCAUUAUCAACAAGGCCGGUGGUCUUAUCUACCAGCGCGAGUUCCAGGCUGGCCUGCGCAAACUCUCCACGAAUGACUACCUCGUGCUAGCAGGCACAUUUCACGGUGUUCAUGCAAUUACCCGCUCUAUCACCCCGAAAAUCCCCUCUGUACAGCCUCCUUCUCCGGCGACCUCCUCCCCGAGCACAACCCCCUCUGCGUCAUACUCCUAUCCAAACCCAGGCGUGCCAAUCAGUGGUCUGGACUACCUCGAGACGGACAAGUUCCGUCUGACCUGCUUCCAGACUCUGACGGGGACGAAAUUCUUGCUGUUUACGGAUCCCCUGACUGGCAACGUGGACACGAUCGUGCAGAAGAUCUAUGAGCUCUAUGCGGACUUCGUGAUGAAGAAUCCGUUCUACCAAAUUGAAAUGCCGGUGCGAUGCGAAGCCUUCGAUCGGCAUCUGGGGGCGUGGUUGAGAGGACGGACAUGA
Penicillium brevicompactum is the source of this 507-nucleotide messenger RNA. Its product is annotated as trafficking protein particle complex subunit 4. The record is from RefSeq and is a predicted model, not a curated record. Gene Ontology annotation, cellular component: TRAPP complex. The coding region runs from base 1 to 507 and encodes 168 amino acids. NCBI's taxonomy places the organism in Eukaryota, Fungi, Ascomycota, Eurotiomycetes, Eurotiales, Aspergillaceae. Gene Ontology annotation, biological process: endoplasmic reticulum to Golgi vesicle-mediated transport. The transcript is spliced from 2 exons.